This is a messenger RNA of Paramecium tetraurelia, 2703 nucleotides long. RefSeq lists its product as uncharacterized. Gene Ontology annotation, cellular component: dynein complex. The record is from RefSeq and is a predicted model, not a curated record. Gene Ontology annotation, molecular function: dynein light intermediate chain binding; minus-end-directed microtubule motor activity; dynein intermediate chain binding. Gene Ontology annotation, biological process: microtubule-based movement. The transcript is spliced from 4 exons. NCBI's taxonomy places the organism in Eukaryota, Ciliophora, Oligohymenophorea, Peniculida, Parameciidae.
AUGAAAUUAGCUUAAUAUCGAAAGAUGUUGAGUGAAUCUGAAUCAAUGAUCUUAAAACAAUUAGCUGAAGCAGAUCCAGAGAAGAUCUUAGAUAAUGUAGAUUUGAUUACAUCUUUGUAAUCCGCUAAGACCACAAGUGAAGAAAGUAAUAUCAAAAUUGAAGAAUCAGUUGUGUUAGAGAAAACUAUAGAGAGAGUACGUAAUGAAUAUAGAUCAGUAGCAGUGAGAGGUUCAGUGUUGUAUUUCGUAAUCAAAGAUCUAAAUCUUAUUGAUCCAAUGUAUCAAUACUCCUUACAAUACGUUUAAGUGAUGUUCAAUUUAGCUAUGAGAUAGGCAUAGUCAGCUGAAGAAUUAUAACAAAGGUUAUCCAACUUGAUUGAUAGUAUAACAAGAGUGAUCUUUACUAAUGUAUGCAGAGGACUGUUUGAAUAACAUAAACUUAUUUAUUCAUUUUUGAUUGCAGCUUAAAUUAACAGAAAGGCAAAUAAAAUAUCAGAUGGUCUUUGGGGUUCAUUUUUGAGAGGGGCAGGAGUCAUUGAAAAGUCAAAAUUGCCUGCUAAUCCAGAUAAAGUAUUAAUUGGAGAAUCAUCUUGGGAAUUAGCUGCAUUUUUAGACCUUAAUUUCGAAGUCUUUAAAGGAUUAUGCUAACACAUAUAGAAGAAUAUGGCUGCAUGGAAAACAUACAUCUAAGCAUCUGAUCCUUUGGUUGUGAAAUUAGAAGAACCUUAUCAAAGUAAAUUGGAUGAAUUUGAAAAAAUGAUGAUUAUUAAGAUAUUUAGAAGUGAAAAAAUAUUAUUUGCACUCUCAAGUUACGUUGAAUAAAACAUUGGUAGAUUUUAUUUGGAAUCUCCAAACACAACUAUGGAAAUAUUAUAUAAUGACUCUGAUGUUACAACUCCUAUUAUAUUUGUACUAUCCUAAGGAGCAGAUCCAACAUCACAGAUAUUAAAAUUCGCAAAGGAAAGAAACUUUGAAGAAAACUUAGCUAUUAUCUCUUUGGGUCAAGGUUAAGGAAAGAUUGCAACCAAACAAAUUAAUGAUGCUACCACAACGGGAGGUUGGGUGUUAUUAUAAAAUUGUCAUUUGGCAAGGACAUUUAUGCCAGAUUUAGAAAAAUUGGUGGAUGAUAUUACAGCCAAGAAAUAAACAGUAAACCCUAGUUAUAGGUUGUUCUUAACUUCAAUGCCUGCUUCAUAUUUCCCUGUAAGUAUACUUCAAAAUGGAAUUAAAUUAACAACAGAACCACCUCGAGGUUUGAAGGCAAAUCUGAAGAGAUCUCUUUAAGAUAUUUCUAAUGAAUUCUUGGAUACUGCUGCUAAACCAGAGAUCUAUCAUAAAUUGGUUAUGGGAUUGUGCUAUUUCCAUGCCAUUAUUUAAGAAAGAAAGAAAUUCGGUCCUUUGGGAUGGAAUAUCAAAUAUGAAUUUAAUGAUAGUGAUCUUGAUACUUCAAAGACAGUCAUUAAGAUGCUUUUAGGCGAAAAUGACACUGUACCUUGGGAUGCCAUGUUGUAUGUCAGUGGUAAUAUCAACUAUGGAGGUAGAGUAACUGAUGAUUGGGAUAGAAGAUGUUUGAUGACCAUUUUGAGGAAAUUCAUAUGCAAUGAGGUCUUGGAUGAUAACUAUGUCUUUUGUGAAAAUAACAUAUACAGAAUACCUGAGAAAAAUGUAGUUGAAGAGUAUAUUAAAUAUGUUGAAUCUUUACCCAUGACUGAUGAUCCUGCAGUUUUUGGUAUGCAUGAAAAUGCCAAUAUUACAUUCCAAUAAAGAGAAAGCGACUCAAUCCUAGAAACUAUCUUGUCUAUAUAGCCAAGAGAAGGCGGAGGAUCAUCAGAAAAAACACCUGAUUAAAUAGUAUUAGAACUUGUCAAGAGUAUUUAAGAUGAUCUCCCUCCUCUCUUAAACAAAGAAGAAUCUAAUAAAGAAUUAUGGUAAAUUAAUCCAGAGAAAAAUCUAAUUCCCUCCUUGUCUACAGUUCUAUUGUAAGAAUUAGAGCGUUUUAACAUUUUACUCUCAACUAUGGGCAGAACAUUGUAAGGAUUGGCUUAAGCUAUUGAAGGUAUAGUGGUAAUGAGUCAAGAAUUGGAUAGCAUGUAUUAUUCACUAAUGAACAAUGAAGUUCCAAAGGUUUGGAAUAAAGUCGGAUAUUUGUCGUUGAAGGGUUUGGCAUCAUGGAUUAGAGACUUGAAAGAAAGAGUGAAGUUCAUGUCGGAAUGGCUUGUUACAGGAGGACCUAAUUGUUUCUGGAUAUCAGGGUUCUUUUAUCCUUAAGGAUUUUUAACUGGUGUUUUAUAAACUCAUGCUCGUAAGACAGCCAUAGCUAUUGACAACCUUGUUUUCUCAUUUAAAGUGUAGGAAUUUGAGAAGGAACAAUGUUCAAUCAAACCAGUUGAUGGUGUAUUUAUUUAUGGGCUGUUCUUAGAAGGGGCUCAAUGGAAGAAGAAAUGUCUGGCUGAUCUUAAUUUUGGUCAAAUGAGUAUGUUGAUGCCAGUGAUCCACUUCUUACCUUUACAAUAGGACAAAUAUUAAUCGAGAUCUGAUAAUUAUAGUUGUCCUGUUUACAAAACAUAAACUAGAGCUGGUGUGUUAUCCACUACAGGACAAAGUACAAAUUACGUUUUGGCUGUGGAUUUACCAACUUUAGAUUAACCUCCUGAUUAUUGGACAUUAAGAGGAACAGCACUUAUUUGUGCACUUAAAGAAUGA